Trichechus manatus latirostris (Florida manatee) is the source of this 1613-nucleotide messenger RNA. RefSeq names its product guanosine monophosphate reductase (gene GMPR). Gene Ontology annotation, molecular function: GMP reductase activity. The record is from RefSeq and is a predicted model, not a curated record. Gene Ontology annotation, cellular component: GMP reductase complex. The transcript has 8 exons. The coding region runs from base 247 to 1122 and encodes 291 amino acids. Lineage: Eukaryota; Metazoa; Chordata; Mammalia; Sirenia; Trichechidae. Gene Ontology annotation, biological process: nucleotide metabolic process.
UGGUUUCCUCAGGACUCUCCUGUCUUUGGGACACCUGGCCCAAUGCCUCAGAGAAUCCGGGGAGCAAGGGUCAUCCCCCUCCUCUGUGUUCUUGUUCCAAACUCUGGAAAUAGAGCUCUGCGAGUAUCCCGUAAGAGCGAGCACUUACUUUCUCACACCUUCUCCUGCUAGGUUGAUCUGGAGCGUACCUUCACAUUUCGCAACUCGAGGCAGACCUACUCAGGGAUUCCCAUCAUUGUGGCCAACAUGGAUACCGUAGGGACGUUUGAGAUGGCAGUGGUGAUGUCACAGCACUGCCUGUUUACAGCCAUUCAUAAGCAUUACACCCUGGAUGACUGGAAGCUCUUUGCCACGAAGCACCCAGAAUGCCUGCAGCAUGUAGCCGUGAGUUCGGGCAGCGGGCAGAAUGAUCUGGAAAAGAUGAGUAGCAUCCUGGAAGCUGUACCGCAGGUUAAGUUUAUUUGCCUGGAUGUGGCCAAUGGGUAUUCGGAACAUUUUGUGGAGUUUGUGAAACUCGUCCGUGCCAGAUUUCCAGAACACACCAUUAUGGCCGGGAACGUGGUGACAGGAGAGAUGGUGGAAGAGCUUAUCCUGUCUGGAGCAGAUAUAAUCAAAGUGGGUAUUGGGCCAGGGUCUGUGUGUACCACCCGCACGAAGACAGGCGUGGGCUACCCCCAGCUGAGUGCGGUGAUCGAGUGUGCUGACUCUGCCCAUGGCCUCAAGGGCCACAUCAUUUCGGACGGAGGCUGCACGUGUCCAGGAGAUGUCGCCAAAGCCUUUGGAGCUGGAGCCGAUUUUGUCAUGCUGGGAGGGAUGUUUUCAGGCCACACUGAGUGUGCUGGAGAAGUGAUCGAGAGGAACGGCCAGAAGCUCAAGCUUUUCUACGGGAUGAGCUCUGACACGGCAAUGAAGAAACACGUGGGAGGAGUUGCCGAGUACAGAGCCUCAGAGGGCAAGACUGUGGAAGUGCCUUACAAAGGGGAUGUGGAGAACACAAUUCUGGAUAUUCUCGGGGGACUGAGAUCAACCUGCACCUACGUGGGGGCUGCCAGACUGAAAGAACUCAGCAGGAGGGCUACGUUCAUCCGGGUGACCCAGCAGCACAACACCCUGUUCAGCUGACUUUGAGGAUGAAGUGCCACCAGCUUGUGUGGGGGCUUCCACACGCACCUGCUUGGUCUGCCCCCCUCCCCUGUACCAUGUAAGAGCUUCUGCUGCUCGGAGUGGGGGAGAGCCACCUCCUUACCCGCCUCCCGCCACCUGAGGCCCUGGGACUCUCCUUGUGCCUUGUUGGGGCCCAGAUGCAGGGUGCUGAUUGGGUCAGUGAUCAGAGCCUAGCUGCCCAGAACUCAUAACCUCAUUGUGAAAACUAACAUUUGCACCUUUUUCUUUUUUUUUUUUUAAGAAAAUGGUUUCACUUUAAUAUAAUGCUAUUAUCUUAAGAAUUGAUUGAGUGCUGGAGUUUCCAUUUGCAGGAAUCAAGCUGGAUGGGGUAGUCGGGGGGUUUUCUGUUUCCUUCCCAGGCAGGCUUAAGCAGAAAGUUGGCAGUUCAAGUCCACCCGGAGGUGUCUUGGAAGAAAGGCCUGGCGAUCUAUUUCCGAAAGAUCACGGCC